AUGUCAUCCGAGAAGCAUGAUGUCAAGGAAGCCGGUAAGGACGUUGGAAAGGACGUGAAGGAGACUGCCAAGGAAGUUAAGGCAGCAGCCAAGGAUAAGGCUUCGCGUGCAGCCAAGGAAGCGCAUGGUGCGGUCGAUAAGGCGCAAGAUGAGUUUAAGAAACAGGUUAACAAUGCAGAAGGGAUUCUGAAGCCAUACUGGGACAAGUUUGUGGAAUUUGUGAGCAAUGUUGCCAGCACGACUGCUGGGGCCACGCAGGCAGCUGUUUCUAACGUUGCGUAUGGUACUUCCAAGGCAGCUUCUGUGGUGUUCCACGAGUUGCAGAACCCUGUUGUCGCGGUGAAUGCGAUACUCGGAGCUGCGUCGAUAACCACAAUUUUGAACGGUUACGCACACAAGAAGCGUUUCUUGAAGGACAAGUCGGACCAGGACAUUUGCUUGAUCGUUUCCGGUCUAAGUGCUUUUGUCGCUGCUGAUGCGUAUGUAAGCUACAAGAACUACAAGAAGUUUGAUAAGAAAUGA
Messenger RNA from Kluyveromyces marxianus DMKU3-1042, 522 nucleotides. It is a transcript of the gene OM14, whose product is annotated as Om14p. The transcript has a single exon. NCBI's taxonomy places the organism in Eukaryota, Fungi, Ascomycota, Saccharomycetes, Saccharomycetales, Saccharomycetaceae. The coding region runs from base 1 to 522 and encodes 173 amino acids. The record is from RefSeq and is a predicted model, not a curated record. Gene Ontology annotation, cellular component: mitochondrial outer membrane. Gene Ontology annotation, molecular function: nascent polypeptide-associated complex binding.